AUGCCGACGAGUGCUCUCCUUACAGUCUCAGUUGCAUUUUCAGGCCUUGGCUUUACCACCUUCUACUUAGCUGGAAAGUUACACUGCUUCACGGAAAAUGGCCGGGGGAAGAGCUGGCGGCUUUGUGCAGCAAUUCUCCCACUCUACUGUGCCAUGAUGAUUGCCCUGUCACGUAUGUGCGAUUACAAACAUCACUGGCAAGAUGCUUUCGUUGGAGGGAUCAUUGGCCUCAUAUUUGCUUAUAUUUGCUACAGACAACACUACCCUCCUUUGGGUAAUACAGCUUGUCAUAAAUCUUACGUCAGCCUGCUAGAUCAGAACUCUGUGAAGAAAGAAGAGAGACCUACAGCAGAUAAUGCUACUGGCCUGCCUCUAGAGGGAAUAACCGAAGGUCCUGUAUGA
This is a messenger RNA of Balearica regulorum gibbericeps (East African grey crowned-crane), 402 nucleotides long. The record is from RefSeq and is a predicted model, not a curated record. Lineage: Eukaryota; Metazoa; Chordata; Aves; Gruiformes; Gruidae.